This is a messenger RNA of Electrophorus electricus (electric eel), 1808 nucleotides long. Its product is annotated as retinol dehydrogenase 12. The record is from RefSeq and is a predicted model, not a curated record. NCBI's taxonomy places the organism in Eukaryota, Metazoa, Chordata, Actinopteri, Gymnotiformes, Gymnotidae.
UAACGUGGAAACGCAUAGCCCUGAUAUUGGACUUUAGUCUGCUUUGUGAACUGAAAACGUCUGUGCUCGUUUGAAAGCACCCAGGACUUUUAUUUUUAUUUUUUAAUUUUUUUUUCAGCAACUGCACGUCGUUUCUUUUGUUGUUAUAUUCCGGAUUUUUAAAUUAAGGCACGUCAACUGGGUAAAUGCCUUGUGAGUUUACUGAUAUAAUUUAUAAUCCAGUAUGGAUUGUAUUUACACUAAUAUUGGCCGUUGUUGUGCGGUCGCAACGGAAGGGUUCCUGGAAUCCGUGUGAUUGUCCCGUUCAGCUCAAAGGUAAAACGGCCAUCGUCACCGGAGCAAAUACAGGGAUUGGGAAGUUCAUUGCUCUGGAUUUUGCCAAGCGUGGGGCACGGGUUAUUCUGGCAUGCAGAAGCGAGACUCGCGGCACUGCCGCGGCGAAGGACAUUCAACAGCGCAGUGGCAACCAGAAUGUGCACCUGCAGCUGGUCGACACCUCCUCCCUCGAUUCUGUCCGCAGGUUUGCCGCUCGAAUCCUGGAGGAAGAGAAGGAACUGCACAUACUGGUGAAUAAUGCUGGUGUUUCAGGUAUCCCCAGGGGAAUCACUGAAGACAGACUGGAAGCGUCCUUUGCCACUAACCACAUUGGGCCUUUUCUCCUUACCAGUCUGCUACUAGAUCUCCUGAAGAAAUCAGCCCCUGCACGCAUUGUGAACGUUUCCUCAGUUAACCACUUUAGAGGAAAGGUGGACUUCUCUCAUUUCCGUGGUGAAAACCUGACUUAUCUAUUGGACACUGUGUACAACCACACCAAGCUCCACAAUGUCAUCUGGACCAAUGAGCUGGCACGCCGACUGAAGGGCACAGAUGUGACAGCAAACUCUGUGCAUCCAGGUGCAGUUGUGACUGAAAUUAUGAGACAUUACCACUGGCUGCUUCGAUUAAUCUUCAAUUUGGUGGGACUUUUUUUCCUCAAGUCUUCAGAAGAAGGUGCAGUCAGUGUGAUAUACUGCGCGGUGGCUGAAGAGACACUGGACAUCAGCGGGAAGUAUUUCGACAGUGACUGCUCACUCAAACUGCCUGCCCUCGCAGCCCGGGACCCAGCCAUUUUGGCCAAAGAAUACGAAUACUGCGAGAGAAUAACGGCUGGCCCCCGAACUGCUGGAGAUGCUUCAGACCCAGACACUCCACCCCCGUAACUGUAUGGCACUAACCAGUGCACUGACAUGCAGAGGGAUUUAGGAUAGUGUACAUCCUUAUAUAUGUGCUUAGUAUUCAUAUACAUAAAAUGUAGAAAUAUGCUAAUCAACUUUAGUGUGCUGUAUUUUGGUAGGCCUUUACUUCACAGAUUUGGAAUGGACCAAUGAGCAAGUCUCAACUGUGCGGAUAAAAUGAACCUGUACAAGCGAGCAUGCCUUUCUAUUGGUCCUGUGUUUCUAAAGUGGAAUUGUGCAGAUUUCAUUAGCGCUAACACAAGUUUCAAAAUUUGCCUGCUCUUAACAGAAAAAGAAAUGCAGAACAGUGUCUAUUGCUGAUAAAGAUCAUCUAAUAUUGAACCUGUUUAAUAAAUCCUUUAAUUGUGUACAAGUUUUAAAUAAGCUAUUACUUCUGUGACCAGAAAGCCCUAUUUAAGUACUGUUGAAGAAAAGUUUGACAUUUAUUUCAUACUGUGUAUUAUUCUUGCAUUUUUCUCAGUGGGUGACACCAGCAUAUAAUCAGAAGGCUGUGUACUUGGUAGCAGAUAACAAGUAGACAAAACAAGGUUGUUUUCUUCCUCAUAACAUCUCCUUCCAUCUCUGAAAUGAAAA